UUUUGAGUUUUUGAGAAACCGCCUCUCUGCAGUUCAAAUUUGUUCUGUCUUCAGUUUCCCUCCCUGCCAUCUCCGAUUGCUCGCAGCCGCUCACUCGCAAUUGCAGAUACAGUUAGUUUCUUGGGCGACUGUCGAAUCGGGAUAUUUGAUUAAUCGGAACAAUGGAAAUUGAGGAGUGUCGGGAGAUCCAUCUUGAUCCAGAAGCCCGCGAUUGCACGGACGACAAUAAAUUUUCAGCUUUCAAUGCUGGACAAGAAGUAGAUCUUGGUAUUGAUGACCUUGAUCUCUUGCAUGAUCUCCAUCAAUCAAUGGAGGCUGAACGAACACAAUCAAGGGGGAGGUAUAAUCUACGAAAAAGUCUUGCUUGGGACUCUGCCUUCUUCACUAGCGCUGGGGUGCUAGAUGCAGAAGAAUUGUCAAGCAUGAUUACCGGAGCAGAUAAGAGUAAAAAGAAACUCUUACCUGGCAUUCAAGAAGAUAUUACAGCAUCAACUGAGUCAAUUUCAAGCCUUGAAAGUGAUCAUUUUGAUCUGGAAACUCUUGAGGAGGAAUUGUUUGUUGACAUUAGAGCUUCUAUACAGAGAUCAAAUAAAAAACUACCCAAUUUGUCACGCUUAAGUGAUAAGAAGGCCAAUGUGGAGGUAGACAGUUCGUCCAUUUCAUCUCUGAAAAAUGAAGGUGUCACUCCUAGAUCCCAAGACAAGAAUUCAAAACCUCGUUCAAAGGGGACCAGUGCCCCAGAAACUGCUACGAUGCCAAAGUCUCUAGUAAAACAAAAUGUUCAGCGGCAAGCAUUGAGGACGGGAAUCAAGCAAGAUUCUGGUCACUCACAGAUGCUAUCUGUUGCUAAGACUGGUGAUAAAAAAGUAACACUUGGUAAAACUCCAAGGAAUAUCAUCAAGCCUGUUACCAAUCCAGCCACUGUCCAACGGGACUCAAUGGGAAUCGGUCGUGGCAAAUCUGAAUGUGGAAGCUCAAAACUUGGAGCUCCAGUAACUACUACAAGUAAAGGAACCCAACUCCCAAAAGUAGCUGUCAGCGCAGGAAGGAUGUUGCCUAGGCCUGCAGUGUCAUCGAAGACUUGUCUAAAAAAUUCUUCUACUUCAGGCAGAGGGCAGUCCACUAGGUCCUCCACAUCAAGCAACAGUUCUAAUGGUUUGUCAUCUGGAGCAGCAUCUAAACUUCUCCCGGCAAGAAGAAAUCCAGGAGGAAGCAGCAGCAAGACAGUUACUGGUCCUGGUUCCAUCCCUAAGACAUUGACAAGAACUGCAGUGCAGAACAAACCACCAUCUUCGACUACUAAGGUCUCCUCAAGUGUCUCAUCAGGUAGUUCAAUUGGCGACUGGUCUUCUGUAUCUUCAUCAUCGUCCUCUUUGGCCAUCCGAAAGUUUAACAACACUAAGGCAAGCGUAGAAAUCAGCUCUUCUAAAUCUACAGAUGGGAGGAGCACCCAGCCUUUGCAUUCAAAGAAUCCUUCUGCUGACCCAACAACUGGUGGACAUGAGAACUCAAAAGUUCAUAUGGCAAAUGGCAUUUCCAACAAAACCACAACAAGUGUUGUUCAGUCUUUAGGGAAACCAACAGGAUUACGAAUGCCUUCUCCCAAAAUCGGGUUCUUCGAUGGGGUGAAAUCAUCCCCUCGCACUCCCAAUGACCACAAGCCUACUCAACCUGGUUUGCGCGCAAUGUUACCCAGAAAUGGAGUUGCUGCUAGCAGUCCAGGUCUAACCUCUAACAGCAAAGCGAAAAGUGUUAAGACUCCAACAAGUAGGAUGUCAGCUUCUUCAGCAAGCUCAAAGCCUGAUUCAGCAAAGGCAACAUCUCUUAAACAGUCACAUGAUUGGGUAAAUUCUUCUGUUCCUUCAGAUGGAAAAGAUUCUUGCAGCUUAUCUGUUGGGAUUAAAGGGAAUGAUUAUGUGAAGGCUGAGAAAGUUCAAGUUGAUGAUUAUGUGAAGCAAAUGGUAGAUGCUGAUGCAGAUGCAGAUGUUGUUGUCGAAGGGAAUUUAGGCGACUUUAAUAUAGAUGAGUUCAUGGUUCCCGAGGAUAUCCCUGGCUUGCAUGAUGUAUUGCCAGUAACUGGCUGUCCAAGUGAAAUUUCGAAUGGCAAAUUGAAGGAUAGCAAGGCUCCUACGACUGGAAUGUCAGCUCCUUUGGCACCUGAUUCUCUAGAGGUCGUCACUUCACACUCAUCUUUUCAAGAGAAGUCGGUAAGUUCUUCUCCUGUUGGAGUUGAAGGGAAUGGAACUGUCAAGGAGUACCAACAUGAAGAGAAAAUCCAGGUUGACGAUGGUGGGGUGAAACAAGUGGUAGGGAAUUUAGGCAACAUGAGUAUAAAUGAGUUGAUGGUUUCCGAGGAUAUCCCUGAUUUGUUGUGCACUAUGUCCCCCCAGGAUGGAGCUGCUGCUGCUGCAGUCAGUCCAAGGCAAAUUUCGAACGGAUUACUGAAAGGAGGCUCAGAGCAUUCACUAGAUUCUUGCGUUUUGCUGGACAUCAAAGAUUCUUCCAGCUUGUUUAUUGAAAAUGAUAAAGGGAACCAACAUGAAGAAGAAUGCCGAAAUAGCAAGACAUUUCUUUUGGAUAAUGAAAUGACGAAGCAAGAUGGCAUUGUGAAGGGGAGUGGUGAAGUUGCAGAUUCUGAAUCAAUUGCUAUUGGAAAGGAUCAAAGUUUGAUUCAAUCUUGCUAUGCUGCUGCUGCUACCGAAAAGGAAAACUCACACAACGAGAAUCAAGGAGAGGGUGUAACAGAAUCUAAUAAAAAAGAUUGUAGCCCCUUAAACCCGAAGAAUAAUGAAGACUCUUGUGAAGAGCUUCGGUCCCCUUUGGCUCUCAAGAACGAAGGGCCCGAAGAAUUCAGAUUGGAUAGCAGCAGCAGCCUCGUUGGAGAUGAAAGAACAUCAGCAAGAGAGCCACUCAUGUAGCAAAUCUAUCUAUCAGGUACGUAAAUCAGAGUGGGCAUGAUUGAGGAGGGGUGGGUAUGCAUCAUCCCAUACGUCUAUUAAUCAGCAGGGGAAAUAUGCUCUGGAAUGCUCUCUGCCCGGUAAUUGGUAAAGUAAGCAACUCUCGACUGUCUCAUUUUAUUCGUUAGUGCGUUUGUAUGACUGUAAAUUUAAAAAAAAAAAAAAAUACAUAGAGAAUAUCAUCCUUCGCUCGCAGUUUAAGGCAUCUUGGAAGUUUUAGGCUAUUCACUCACGUGCUUAUACUUGUAGUUUCUUCAUUUUAAUUCACCUUUUGUUACUAAGGAAAUUAAGGCCCAAAAGGCAUAAAAAGUUUA
Molecule: messenger RNA, 3271 nt
Organism: Andrographis paniculata
Lineage: Eukaryota; Viridiplantae; Streptophyta; Magnoliopsida; Lamiales; Acanthaceae
Product: haze protective factor 1-like
Exons: 9
Coding region: 162-2918 (918 amino acids)
Molecular function (GO): microtubule binding
Source: RefSeq, a predicted model, not a curated record